UGUAUUUGUUUUGGAGUUAUCGUUUCUUGGCUUGUACAGAAUGGUACAGAACACAGAGUGUUAAAACAAUUCAUGAAUUCGGAAACUCUGAUUUUCUAACCCUUAGCAGUUAUUUUCUUAGAAUGGACCAGCUAUCUGUUGACGGUGCUUCUUCCAUCACGGAGAAGAAGAAGAAAAACUAUGAAAAUCUCUGUCCAGCAGUUGCAAUGGUAUUGUAUUUCAGCAGUUGUAAAGAGUUGAUAAAACUUCCUGGUCUUAUAUCUGUCCUUAAAAAGGACCUACCGCCUGAUAGUUCCAACUUAACAUUUUUUUGGCCCUUUCUUUUUAUGUAUAGUAUGGACCCUGUAAUGUGGAAGACUUAGAACCUGGAAAAACCAUGAAGUGGUGUACAUGCGGACUGAGCAAGAAGCAGCCAUGGUGCGAUGGUAAGUAAGUUGGUUCUAAAGAGGGAACUGACGGAUUAAUGGGCUGACUAAGUCUGAUUUUAUGUAUUUCCAGGCCUUGACUAAGUCUGAUUUUAUGUAUUUCCAGGCCUAAGGAAAACUCUUUUUUGCAUGUUAUCAACUGUUUACGGGUUAGAAUGUAAUACCCAAGAUCACCGUGUUUUAUCUCUUGUGGUCAGAAAUUCGAUAAACUUUUAACCAGCUGUUUGGCUAGGGGGACCUGAUCCUAAUAUUUCGGUAUAGUUAUCUGUAUUUAUGUUAUUCAAGUCAGAAAUUCUGUUGAGAAAAUUAAUAUUUUCAUCUGUUGCUAAGGUUUGGAGAAGCAUGCAACAAACAUUUACAUAAUUAUAUCCUCACUUAAAUUUCUAAGGAAAAACUUCACCCAGAGCAACGUAAUGAUAUCUUAGUGACUGGGUGAACCAAUUAUUGUACUUUAAGACAUGCAAUUUAAUUGAUGGAAUGAAUCAGUAUGGUGCAAUCUUGUAUUUUCAUUAUCAAUCUUUUUUAUUUGAUAUAUCUAAAGUUAAUAAAUUUAUUUUUUUUAAGGAGCUCACAAGAAAACUGGUUUCAAGUCCCUUAAAUGGAAGGUUCCAGAUCAUCCCCAAAGAAUCUAUUCUAUUUGUAACUGUAAACACACCAAGAAUCCACCGCUCUGUGAUGCCACUCAUGUAAACCUCCCAGCUGUGGUAGAGACAAGGCAAAAGAACUGUGACAGUGCUCAUGAUGAAGACAUGAAGUUAUGUACUGGGUGUGGAUGGGUACCAAAGUGGUGAAAUAAAUAUUAUACCAUAUAUAUCUCAAGAAUAGAUGCAUUUAUAUUUCUGGAUUUAACACUUGUCAAAUGGAUUUGUAGUAUUUUCAUCCAUAAUUAAUUAGAAGGAAAGGAGUUAUAUAGUUCUCUUUAAAUCUUUGUUGAACAUAUUUUAGAUAGAACUUAUACAAGUAAAUAAUUGACUGGAACAAAAGUGCACAAAAAUUGAAUUUUUAUCUGAGAAUGAUAUGUCUUGUCAGAACAUAAUAUUAUUUUUGCCUCUUUUUGUCCUGGGAAUUUAUUUGGACAAUUAUUCUAUGAUUAUAUUACAAAUCUAACAGUAUGAAACAAGGUAGAAAAAUUAUGGCAAAUUUCAUGUGGGAUUAUGAGAAAUGCAUAACAUGAGAGUCUUCUUGAAGAAUAAAAUAUUUUGUAAAAUAUUUUACAUAUUGAACAAAUUAUAUAUUUUAUAUAUUGGACAAAUUAAUUAUCCGAGAAAUAUUUGCAGGAGAGCAGAAUCUCCAAUCAGAAUCUCCAAUAUACAGAACUAUUAUUUGUUGUAUGUAAUUACAAAUAAAACUAAAUAAAUUUUAAAAUAAAAUUAAGAGGAGGAAACUCAUCUGAGUGAAAUCAGGCUGAAUUCAAGCUUGAGGCUUUUCAGCAAAUAAUGGUUUAGGGUUGUGGAAAACAAAUGAGAGGGUUAUUCUGAAAGCUUUUUUGAUUAAGAUCUAGGAACCAGGAUGGUUCAUGGAGACAUCUCUUCCAGCAAAGUCGUAUCUUUACAUCCAGGUGAGAUAGUCUUAGACUUAAGCCAGUAGUAAUGACUGUCACUAAUGCUAAGGCCAUCUUGUGUUGAGGACUAUCUUCAACUGGGCAGUCACACCUUAUGAUAAACUAUUACCCUCCUGCCC
This is a messenger RNA of Pocillopora meandrina, 2105 nucleotides long. The record is from the annotation of a GenBank genome assembly. Lineage: Eukaryota; Metazoa; Cnidaria; Anthozoa; Scleractinia; Pocilloporidae.